Molecule: messenger RNA, 885 nt
Organism: Cyprinus carpio (common carp)
Lineage: Eukaryota; Metazoa; Chordata; Actinopteri; Cypriniformes; Cyprinidae
Source: RefSeq, a predicted model, not a curated record
UAUGCCUCACCCACAAGCAACACCACACAUGUGACUAGCAUGAAGGUCAGCACUUCAAUCAUUGCACUGAGUUGCAUUUUCUGGAAAGUCUCUGAACUGUUGGUGGAGGUGGUAGUCAGGCCUGGAGAUAAUGCAACUCUUACCUGUGACAUUGAGAUUGUCAUCGGAGAGGAGAUUCGUUGGGUUAAGAUCUGCUCUUUACAGAUCCAACCGCCUCUGAUCAUCUCUGCAUACAAUAGCAUGUUACAACCCAUUCCACGAUUCUCUGUGUUCUGGAACAAUACUUUAAAAUCUUAUGACUUACUGAUCGAGAACAUCACCGAAGCAGACCUUGGUCUCUACUAUUGCUCAAGGGUUGGGAAAAAAUACAUUAAACAGAACGGAAUAAUCUUCGAGAAGGAUGAGUAUCACACUGGUGAUACUCUCUUAAACCUCACAUACGGUUCACCUGUCUCCCCCUCAGAAAGCCCCCCUGAAUUAGAUUGUGACUGCUGGCAGUGCUGGCUGAUACUGCAAACAGUGUGUCCUGCAUGUUCUCUUCUCUCUGCCAUUUUGGCUUUUGUUUGCGGCUACAGAUGCUGCCACAAGACAGUGCUGAAGGAGUCUGAAGGUCAUCAAAGUGGUUCUGAGACGCAAAGACAGUUGAGCCAAGAACAGGAUGUCCAUACAGAAGUUUACUAUGCAUCACUGAACAUCCCCAGACGAGGAUGCAAACGGACAAAGAGCAGCCGACUGCAAAGCUCUGACUUCAGUGUAUAUGAUGGCAUAAAAAUGCACACUUAGGUAAAGGAUUAUGUACAUUCAGGUGGUCAAAUACCAAAGUUAAUCCAAGGUUUAUCAAACAUGUUUAUCAAUAUUUUUUUUUUUUUUUUUUUUAGAAUAUAA